AGUCCUUUCAAGUUUCACUCAUAGUCAAGCGAGCGAGACAUCCAUUCGAUCCCAGAUGCUUUCUAUCAAAAACGCCAUUUUACCACAACCCCCAAGCUUUGGGAAGAAAAGAAACUACGAAGUCCAUCAAGUAUUAGGUGAAGGCACUUUCGGGAAAGUAGUGCGAGCAACGUGGCACGUUCCUCCGGAACAGGUCGGACUAGCCGAGCAUGGGGCAGCAGCAGAACUUGAAGUCGAGGCACCGUCACCCAAACCUAAACGAAGUCUUUCGGUGGGCUCAGGCAAUAAAGCUCCGUCUAGAUCUUCGACAAACUCUCCCGCCCCGUCGCACAGCUCUGCGCUCGGUAUCGUGAAAGAUGUAGCCUUGAAGAUCAUACCAAAGAAGAAGGUCAAAGGUAACGAGGCGAGUGUUUGGGGUGAGAUGGAGGUUUUGAAAGGUCUCGAUCACCCCAAUAUCGUUAAAUUCUAUGAAUGGUUCGAAUCACGAACCAAAUAUUAUCUUUCAUUCGAGCUCGCCGUAGGCGGAGAGUUAUUUGAGAGGAUACUCAACAAGGGGAAAUUCACUGAACAGGAUGCGGUUAUGGUUGUGAGGUCAAUAUUGGCUGGUGUCAAAUACCUUCAUGACCACGAUAUCGUCCAUCGUGAUCUUAAGCCAGAAAACAUACUCUAUCGUACCCGGGAGGAAGACAGUGACAUAGUAAUUGCUGAUUUCGGAAUCGCUAAGCAUCUGCAUUCACCAGAAGAGCAGUUGCAUUCACUUGCCGGUAGCGUUGGUUAUGUUGCUCCAGAAGUACUACUCAAUGAAGGACAUGGAAAGGCUGUGGACACAUGGAGCACAGGAAUCAUCACCUACGUUCUGCUUUGUGGUUACUCUCCAUUCCGGUCUGAAGACACCAAGACACUAAUCAGAGAGACAACCGAGGCAAAGAUCGAGUUUCAUGAAAAAUACUGGAAGAACGUUAGUAAAGAAGCAAAAACGUUCAUACGUUCGCUCUUAAACCCUGAUCCGACGAAAAGACCAACAGCAAGCGCAGCAUUGAAUGAUGCGUGGUUAACUACUCAUAAGCCCUCUGCCGAACAUGAUCUUGGCGUCGGGCUUCGAGACCACUUCGAUCCACGCGCUCGAUGGCGUUCGGCAAUUGCCAGUGCUAGGGCAAUCAGCCGACUCAAAAGUACCAUUGGUAGUAGAAACCUCGAAAAGAGCUCGUCUACUAGUAGUGGGGGAUGGGGACCAAGUCAUACGACAACUGGAAGUGAAAGCAAUGUUACCACUGACGACGAGGACGAGGAAGUCGGUUGGAGGAACUCCGAAGCAAGCCAGUCCCCGGAGACUGGUUUGAGUGAGGCAAGGAAACUUGGUAGCCAUGAACCUGGGGAUAAUGCCAAUGUCACAGUGACUGCCCCCGACGAAGAUCACCCACAUGAAAAUGGGGUCCGGACUCCCACUUCUCCUGCCAUAUCCCUGAAAUCACUCCCACUGCCGGCUAAUCAACCUUCGACGCCAUCAGAAAGGAGAGAUGAUGUCUCUGCACCCGAGGAAUCGCCCUCUAGCAUUCGUCGAGAUAGGGAUGACGAUAUGGCACUCCAGAUGCCUGGGUCAUUCAAUCUCGAGGAUGAUGAACCAUCCCAUCACUCGUGGAAUGACUUGCUUUCCAGAUUGUCACUGUCGGGGAAUAGGACGAGGCAGACUCAGAAAUGAGUAUACCCAGUCCUGGGGGUUUCGUUACGUUUACGUUUUUUUACGAAUUAAGAUCUACUUAAGUAAUGUAUUUAUGUUAAGAUGGAGGGAUGAGAGGUUGGUCAAAAUGUAUAAAUAGGCAAUGGUUCUAAGUAGCAGGGUAUUCCUUUCUUGCCAUACUUGAUAUCACCUCGCCCAUCAGCGCUGGUUUUCCUUCGGAAUCCCGAC
Marasmius oreades (fairy-ring Marasmius) is the source of this 1906-nucleotide messenger RNA. RefSeq lists its product as uncharacterized. Gene Ontology annotation, molecular function: calcium/calmodulin-dependent protein kinase activity; ATP binding. The coding region runs from base 56 to 1699 and encodes 547 amino acids. The transcript is spliced from 9 exons. Gene Ontology annotation, biological process: protein phosphorylation; cellular response to oxidative stress. Lineage: Eukaryota; Fungi; Basidiomycota; Agaricomycetes; Agaricales; Marasmiaceae. The record is from RefSeq and is a predicted model, not a curated record.